UUCACUGCCAUUGAUGGAAGAGGUGCUAGUGUUCACAUUGCUGGUAAUGCAUGCUUGCUGGUCUUUCAGGCAAGCAAUAUAAUUAUCCAUGGCCUUCGAAUCCAUCAUUGCCGACCCCAACCACCAAGCUCAGUUAUGGGUCCAGAAGGAAAGAUAAUACCAAUAGGGCAGGUUGAUGGAGAUGCAAUCAGGUUGGUAACUGCAUCAAAGGUUUGGAUAGACCAUAAUACACUCUACGAGUGCCAGGAUGGUCUUCUCGAUGUUACUCGCGGAUCUACCCAUAUCACCAUCUCCAACAAUUGGUUCAGAGACCAGGACAAGGUUAUGCUUCUCGGCCAUGAUGAUGGCUACUUUCGGGACAAGAACAUGAGGGUGACCGUUGUGUACAACCAUUUUGGACCCAACUGCAACCAAAGAAUGCCAAGGUAA
Messenger RNA from Prunus avium (sweet cherry), 429 nucleotides. Lineage: Eukaryota; Viridiplantae; Streptophyta; Magnoliopsida; Rosales; Rosaceae. The record is from RefSeq and is a predicted model, not a curated record.